Molecule: messenger RNA, 1131 nt
Organism: Macrosiphum euphorbiae (potato aphid)
Lineage: Eukaryota; Metazoa; Arthropoda; Insecta; Hemiptera; Aphididae
Source: the annotation of a GenBank genome assembly
AUGGAAACCUAUGACGUUAUUGUCAAUCAGCCAGUUGUCAUAGACAAUGGAUCAGGUGCAAUUAAAGCUGGAUUUGCCGGGGAACAAACCCCAAAAUGUUGUUUUCCAAAUUAUAUUGGACGGCCAAAGCAUGUUAGAGUAAUGGCUGGUGCUUUAGAAGGAGAUACAUUUAUUGGACCGAAAGCUGAAGAACAUCGUGGUUUGCUAUAUAUCAAAUAUCCUAUAGAACACGGUAUUGUAACUGAUUGGAAUGACAUGGAAAGAAUAUGGCAAUAUAUAUAUGGUAGUGAUCAACUUCAAACAUUUUCUGAAGAACAUCCUGUACUGUUAACUGAAGCCCCUCUGAAUCCACGACGAAAUCGUGAAAAAGCUGCAGAAAUAUUUUUUGAAACUUUCAACGUUCCUGCAUUUUAUGUGUCUAUUCAGGCAGUUCUUAGUUUAUACGCUACUGGUCGCACUACUGGAGUUGUUUUAGAUUCUGGUGAUGGAAUUACUCACACUGUUCCGAUUUAUGAAGGUUUUGCCAUGAAGCACGGUAUUAUACGAUUAGAUUUAGCUGGCCGGGAUAUAUCACGAUAUCUUAAGUUAUUACUAAGAAAAGAAGGUUUAAAUUUUUCUACAUCUGCAGAAUUUGAAGUAGUUAGAGCAAUUAAAGAAAAAGCUUGUUAUGUAGCUCUAAGUCCAGUUAAAGAAGAAUCAUCUGAUAGUAAUAUAUAUCAAUAUAUGCUACCUGACGGAAACAAAGUUGAUAUUGGCCCAGCUCGUUUCCGUGCUCCAGAAGUGUUAUUCCAUCCAGAUUUAAUUGGUGAAGAAUGUGAAGGAUUACAUGAAGCAUUAGUAUAUUCAAUACAAAAAUCUGAUUUAGAUGUACGAAAAAAAUUAUAUCAAAGUAUUGUACUAGCUGGAGGAUCAACUCUAUUAUCUGGAUUUGGUGAUAGAUUAUUAUCAGAAAUUAAGAAACUAGCACCUAAAAAUAUGAAAUUAAAGAUUUUGGCGCCUCAGGAACGUCUGUACACGACGUGGAUCGGAGGUUCCAUUCUGGCGUCGUUGGGCACAUUCCGCCGGAUGUGGGUGUCAAAACGAGAAUUUUUCGAAGAAGGCUCAAGGGUGAUACACAGAAAAACGAUGUAA